This is a messenger RNA of Miscanthus lutarioriparius, 2169 nucleotides long. NCBI's taxonomy places the organism in Eukaryota, Viridiplantae, Streptophyta, Magnoliopsida, Poales, Poaceae. The record is from the annotation of a GenBank genome assembly.
AUGGAUAGGCUCGACGGUUCUGCCCGCCUCGUGCUCGUUUCCGAUCUUGACCAGACGAUGCCAGAGAGGAAUCAGGGUCCCCAUAAGCUAGAUGUGAAAAUAGUCUACAGCAGCGGUGAGGCCCUUGAUGUUCUACCACAAGGUGCAGGCAAGGGCCAGGCCCUUAUGUACUUGUUAAAUAAGCUCAAUUCAUACGAGAAACCGCCAAAGAAUACUCUUGUUUGUGGUGACUCUGGAAACGAUGCAGAACUAUUCAGUGUCCCAUCUGUACAUGGAGUCAUGGUCUGCAAUGCCCAAGAGGAGCUGCUUCAAUGGUAUGAAGAAAAUGCAAGAGAUAAUCCUAAGAUAAUUCAUGCAACUGAGAGAUGUGCUGCCGGUAUCAUGCAAGCCAUUGGACACUUCAAACUAGGACCCAAUGUUUCUGCAAGAGAUCUUGAGUUCCCUUAUCCAAAGGCAGACACCGCUAAGCCUGCAGAUGUGGUGGUGAAGUUCUAUGUUCUCUAUGAGAAGUGGCGGAGGGGUGACCUUCCAAAUUCUUCAUCAGUUAUGCAGUACUUGAAAAGCAUUACUCAUUUGAAUGGUACAAUUAUUCAUCCUUCUGGAUCUGAACGUUCUCUUCACGCAUCUAUUGAUGCUCUAAGUUCUUGCUAUGGGGACAAACAAGGCAACAAGUUCCGGGUAUGGGUGGACAGACUAGUUACAUCGCCAAUUGGUACAAGUAACUGGUUGGUGAGAUUUGACAACUGGGAAAUGGAAGGUGGUGUUCGGUAUUCCUGCCGCACUACUCUUCUGCUGAAUAUUAAGCCUGAGAUUCCAGAGGGCUUGGAGCUGAUACACAUCCACAAGACCUGGGUUGAAGCACACUCUGCAGGAGCGAGCACACGUUCAUCUUGUAGGGAACCCAACAGCAGAAACACCCAACAUUCCCUGCCAGCAAUCUUGGCAAGAGCUUCAAUGGAGAAGCUCGACGCUUCAGCCCGUCUUAUGAUUGUCUCGGAUCUUGAUCAGACCAUGGUUGAUCAUGAUGAUCCAGAAGACUUGUCCUUGCUGAGGUUCGAGGCGCUCUGGGAGGCCGAGUUCUCCCAUGAUUCUCUUCUCAUCUUCUCGACUGGGAGAUCGCCAAUCAGCUACGAUGAUUUGAGGAAAAACAAGCCUCUGAUCACUCCGGACAUCACCAUCAUGUCUGUGGGGACUGUGAUAGCUUAUGGCGCCGACAUGGUUUGCGAUGCUGACUCGGAGGAGCAUUUGAACAACAACUGGGACCGGGAUAUCGUCAUUGAGGAGGCAGCAAAGUUCCCUGAGCUGAAGCCUGAGGCAGAUGCUGAGCUGAAUCCUCUGUACGGAUACAGCCAGAGAAGGAUCAAGGUCCUCAUAAGCUACGGUGUGCUUAUUGAUGUGGUACCGCAAGGCCAAGGUGCAGGAAAAGGGCAGGCUCUUCAGUAUUUGCUGAACAAGUUCACUUCACAGAGGAAAGCACCCAACAAUAUUCUUGUUUGUGGCGACUCCGGAAAUGAUGCAGAAUUGUUCAGUGUCCCAUCAGUCCAUGGCGUCAUGGUCAGCAAUGCCCAAGAGGAGCUUCUUCAAUGGCGCAAAGAAAAUGCGAUGUGUAAUCCCAAGAUAAUUCAUUCAACUAAGAGAUGCGCAGCCGGUAUCAUGCAAGCUAUUGGACACUUCAAACUAGGACCUAAUGUUUCUCCUAGGGAUCUUGAAUUCCCUCAUCCAAAGUUAGGCAUCAUCAUGCCUGCAGAUUUGGUGGUGAAUUUCUACGUUAUCUACGAGAAGUGGCGGAGGGGCGAAGUUCAAAAGUCCCCAUCAGUAAUACAAUACUUGAAAAGCAUUGCACAUUUGAAUGGAACAAUUAUUCAUCCUUGUGGAUCGGAGCAUUCUCUUCAUGCAUCCAUUGAUGCGCUGCGUUCAUGCUAUGGUGACAAACAAGGCAAGAAGUUCCGGGCACGGGUGGACAGACUUGUUACAUCACCGGUGGGUACAAGUAACUGGUUGGUUAAGUUUGACAACUGGGAAAUGGAAGGUGAUGCUCAGUAUUGCUGCCGCACAACUCUUCUGCUGAAUAUGAAGUCUGACACUCCAGAGGGAUUGGAGCUGGUACAUAUCCACAAGACCUGGCUUGAAGGACACUCUGCAGCAAGUGAGCACACGUUCAUCUUAUAG